AUGACGAGAAAAAAUAGUUUUGCAAUCCAAGAUGUGAUUGAAGUGACUAGAUUCAGCACGCUUAAACGAUUACUACGCGUCACAGCUUACGUCUUGCGAUUUAUACGUAAUUGUAGAACAGUAAGUCGGUCAAGAAACAGUGGUUCCAUAACACUACAAGAACUUGAGAAUGCAGAAAUGUUACUUAUUCGGCAGUGUCAACAGAAUUCCUACAGUGAAGAAAUAUCUAAUCUACAAUCCGGAAAAUCACGGUUACCGGUUGUUAGACAGUUACGUCUUUACCUAGAUUCAGAUGGUUAUAUCAGAUGUGGAGGCAGAAUACACAACGCACCCCUGGACGAAAAUACCCGGUUUCCUAUUCUCUUACCAGCAAAACAUCACCUGAUAAAACUUAUCAUAUUUGAUGCGCACGAGAAACAAUUACAUUCAGGUACAAGUGCAACUAUCUGCCACCUACGACAGAAAUAUUGGAUUCCAACAAUACGUCAAUGUGUAAAAUCACUACUUAGAAAGUGCACAAUAUGCCGUAAAAUCAACUCCAAACCCUACCUUGCUCCAGAUCCACCACCAUUACCAACAUACAGAGUGAAAAAUUCAUCACCUUUUGCUGUGACAGGGAUUGACUUCAGUGGAGCACUUUACGUCCGAGGAGAAUCCGGCCGAGAGUCCAAGACAUAUGUGUGUCUUUUUACAUGUGCGGCUACCAGAGCAGUACACCUUGAACUCGUGCAUGAUCUCACAGAAGAUUCAUUUAUGCAAGCGUUUCGGAGAUUCGUUAGCAGACGAUCAUUCCCAAGGCUGAUAAUAUCUGACAACGCAACAACCUAUCAUGCAGCGUCUAAUACACUGAAGAAAAUGUUCGAAUCCCAAACAUUGAAAGACCAACUCAAUAGUACAGGAACAGUGUGGCGAUUCAUCCCAAAUCGCUCACCAUGGUUUGGCGGAUGGUGGGAAAGAAUGAUUGGACUUGUUAAAACCACACUUAAGAAGGUACUUGGUCGGUCAUUCGUAACUUACGGAUCCCUACAGACGAUACUUACAGAAAUCGAAGCCGUUCUUAAUGACCGUCCUCUGACAUACGUUACAUCCGAUACUUCAGACCCAGAACCGCUUACCCCUUCGCAUUUACUAUAUGGUCGAAGGAUAACGACUCCGGUGGAUUACUCAGCUAUUCAGAACGUAAACAGUAACCACAACACAGCAAAUAAACAGGUUCGAAUCCAGCGAGAGUUACUCAACCGAUUUUGGGAGAGAUGGAAGACUGAUUAUCUUACUUCAUUACGUGAACGACACACGCAAAGCGGUCAAAACAAGCAGACGAUAAAAGUUGGUGACGUGGUACAGGUGCAUGAAGACUGUCCUCGAUUACGAUGGAAACUUGCCGUGGUGGAGGAACUGAUGACGGGUAAAGAUGGUUUAACCAGAUCAGCCAUGAUCCGUACCGGAAGUGGUCUUACAACACGAGCUAUUAAGAAACUUUACCCCCUUGAGCUGAAUGAAAAUGAGAGACAGUAA
Mercenaria mercenaria is the source of this 1515-nucleotide messenger RNA. RefSeq lists its product as uncharacterized. Gene Ontology annotation, molecular function: nucleic acid binding. Gene Ontology annotation, biological process: DNA integration. Lineage: Eukaryota; Metazoa; Mollusca; Bivalvia; Venerida; Veneridae. The record is from RefSeq and is a predicted model, not a curated record. Bases 1 to 1515 code for a protein of 504 amino acids. The transcript has a single exon.